ACAACUUUCUGUCCUUGUUCUUUCCGCGGUCGGGUCCUUCGAAGCAGUUAUGGUUCAUUUUGAUCGAAAUGGAAUGGAAUGCUUUGCAGAAUACAAAUAGGGUCUCUCCGUCCUUCUAUUUUUGAUUUUCGAGAACUUCUUUUAAGGCUCAACUUUCAAUGGUCAUUGGGGUUGGUCACUGAGAUCGAAGAGGCGACCCCUUGAGACAACAGGGGAAAACGAAGGGAAAGAAGGGGGUCUCUUGCGUUCAGCAUCAGUGACCAUUGAAUGCUGAGCUUUAAUUUUUUACAUAGUUCCUGCUCACAGACCGUAAUUGGGAUAUACAAAAUUCGAAAAAAAAGUUUGCUUUCGGACAACUAGAAAUUCCGUUGUGGGAGCAACACCACCAUGGUACACAGUACUACUUACAGACGAGGCCACAAAUAAUAGAAAAGAUGGUAGUCCCUUUGCCACCCACAAGUGUCUCCGUGCCAGACAGUGGGUGCCGUGCACCGCUGCUGACGAGUAAGGAGAACUUUUCGUCUUCUCCGUUGCCACCAGUGGUGAACGCAAGCUACCACCAUGCCGGAUCUGGAUGGACAUUCAAGCUGUUUCAGUCAGCAAUGCUGGAAUCGAGUGCGGCUGACAAACUCGCAGAAAACCUCUGGCCCCAACCUUGCAUGCUGUUCGAUGCGAAGAUGGAGGUAUCAUUUAUAGGAUUGGUAGACUGAAGUACGCAGUACUAAUUUCGAAGCUGAAAUAAUCUUCGGGUAGUUCUUGCCAUUGUUCCGUCGACUGGCAAAAGAUAGUUUGCCGUUCCUCUUCCAUUAAGGAGGAAAGUUGAACUAUGCCCCCCAUCUCUUUUUCUCCACUGUCUAAACCAGGUCACAACUUCUACCGGCGAAACGGUACUCUCCGUUACCACGUCAGACAUACUCCAAGGCAUGCGCAUGGAUAUGAGGAAGGACUCCCUAUCCGACGAAAAUAAUGGCAAUCUGUUGACUACGGCCGGUGGAACACAGUCGUGCUGUCACUCGUUGCUGCAGCCAGUGAGGUGUCAACAUGCGGACAAAUGGAGUCAGGGGAGGACUCAAGUGCAGCGCACUGCAGCUGAAGUAGCUAAAGAGAUGUCCAAACCAGAAUGCGAUUGGACCUACACUACCAGUACACGUGUCAGCCCAUCAACAUCAACUUCUACCCGUAGAAGUGUUCCUUACACCACAGUGUACCAUUUUUGUAGCUCAGCCGACUUGGCAAAUAAUAGUACUGCAGAACAACAACCAAAACCAACAACGUCUCUCCUCCCGAUGCCCCUCUUAACAAGACAGUCAGAUCCCAUUGAAUUUUAUCAGCAGAUGUACUUCUUCGAGGAUGAGCUCGAUGACGAAGGUUCCGCGCACUGCACAUUGAAGAUAAGGGUCCAGAAAAACUUCUUCUUCAUCCUUCUGCAGAACGAAGUGAGAGUAGACAAUGUGCUAGUGAGGAAGCUGGAGACGAGAUUUUUCGGAAACUUAGCGCCUCCGGAAGUGGCGGUGGAAUUGGAAGGACCACCUCUGUCUGCUCCUGCUGGGUCUUCCAGUAACGUAGAAGAGGUGGAAUCUUCGAGCACUUCAGACCCCAAGCAGACACUUAUCGCUACAUCACCGCGGACGGGCCGAUUGUUGUUGCGACCAAGAGGCAUUCUGCGUGAGUGGAGCUAUCAAGAAGCGACGUUUGAUGAAUUAAAGUUAUGCCAACAUUUUCAUAAACUGGAACGCAGAAUAGAAGUAGCGCUGCUUUUUUCAAUGUCCUUUUUUCUAUCUUAGAAGAAACAGAAAGCGAAGCUACUUGUUGCAGUUUGACAACUGAUAAUGAUAAAUAUAAUGAGUUACGACUACGUCAAUUAUCUGAUCUUGCAUCUACUCAUAUUUUUCACAGUUGUUUCAAAAUAAUGUUCCUAUUGUUCCUCUAAGAAAAAAGCGUGGAGACUUGGAUCCUGAGUGUCCUGAACAAAUAGCGACGACGACAGGCAUGCUGAAGGAACAACAGGAUUUGAAACUGCGACAAUCUUGCGUCUAUUAUGCGGACGCAGCGUAAGAAUGGCGAGGAUAGACGGCUGCACUUUCGUACACAAGUAGAGCUGCUAUAUUCCGUUCUUUCUCGUGAUGACAGGAGGACUGGAGAAUGAUGAAGCCUUGGUGGAACUGGUGGGGACAAAGCCAUGGCUGUGUCCAUGACGGUUCCACCCUAUUGCCUCUGUCUCGGACCAAGCACCACUCAUCCUCUGGAAAUUCCUUCAGGAUAAUAGAGGCCCACAAGAUUGAGCAGACACGACCCUCAUGCUUAAUAUAACUCAUCCAUCGGAAAACUUACUAUAUAACCCUGCCUUCCUUUCUCCCAUGACGAAUCAACAUUCCCUUCAUCAUUAACACUUCGUCUUUGACGACCACUGCUUAUUUCGGAUCAACACUGGACGAGAACAAAGUUUACAGUUCUUUCUUAUAUUUUUUCACCCAGUGACGGGGUGAAACGAUGAUGC
Messenger RNA from Amoebophrya sp. A25, 2497 nucleotides. The record is from the annotation of a GenBank genome assembly. NCBI's taxonomy places the organism in Eukaryota, Dinophyceae, Syndiniales, Amoebophryaceae.